GCUAACAGGAAGUGGAAUAAUGAGGACGGAUUGAGGCGCAGGAAUUGGCGAACAGCAGCGAGUUCAAACAUUGACCCUUAUAGCCGUUGCAACAGUUCCCUCUGAAACAGGUGGAACAAGCAGCCAGCCACCAGUGUACGAAGAACAGCCAAAGGCAGCUAUGUCUUCAACGGUGGAACUCAAGACAAAGGAGGAGAAGGAUGCAGAGCUGGACAAGCGAAUUGAAGCUCUGAGGAAGAAGAAUGAAGCUCUGAUGAAGAGGUACCAGGAAAUAGAGGAAGAUAAGAAGAAAGCAGAGCAAGAGGGCAUUGCGGUGACUACACCUCGUAAGCCCCGCCCCCAUGAGCCAAAGAUGGAGAAAGAAAACUUCACUGUCACAGUCGACCUUUCUAAAACAACAGGGGAGAAGAGAGUUGUGAACGAAUGGAGACCGGGAACUCCUCGCGGCCGGAAGACAUCAGAGGAGAGCGACAGCCACAGAGGGCAGAGUGAUGGCCGCAGCCCCCCCAGGAGGACCGGGUCUGGGCGAAUGGGUCGGGGAGGUCAGAGAGGAGGAGGAGGAGGAGACAGGAGAGACCGGGAACCGAGAACACCCAGAGAUGGAGAGCCUGGUGAGUCAGGAGCCCAUGGACGCAGAGGAGGAAGGAGAGGAGGAGGAAGAGGAGGAGGAGGAGGAGAAGGGGGAGAAGGGACACCAGGAGGAAUGGACAGGAAAUCCAAGGAAUGGGAGGAGAAGAGACGACAGAACAUUGAGAAGAUGAAUGAAGAAAUGGAGAGGAUAGCAGAGUAUGAAAGAGGACAGCGGCAGGAUGGAGACAAACCGACCCGUAACUUCCUGGAUGACCCGAGACGUUCAGGUCCAGCCCCGGACACGGACCGCAAGGAGGGCAGCCGGAGACAUGUACGAAACUGGGGGGGACUGGACUUUGACAAUGUGAAGACAGGGUCUGAGCUGGAAAAAGAGUGGACCAGCCGGAGACCUGGUCCCAAAGGCUCUAUGGAUAUGACGAUGUCUAUGACUGGCCGGGAGAGAGCAGAGUACCUGCGCUGGAAGAAGGAGCGUGAGCAGAUAGAUGAGGAGAGAUUAGCACGCCAUCGUAACGCCACAGGCCAGUGGAGACGAGAGUGGGACGCACAGAAGACGGACAACAUGUUCAAAGAGGACCCAUAUGCGGCCACUGAGGGCAUCCCAUCGGAGGGCGGCAGGAGAGCGCGGGGGCAUAACUCUCGUACAGAGCCUCGGGGCAGGGCCUCAGAUGACAGUAAGCGACCUCCGAAAGCGCCGACAUUCGGCGACUUCCUGUCCCAGGGCAGGACCCAGGGGCCAAGGGGCGACCGGAGCAGAGGGAGGGGCCGAGGACAGAAGCAGAGCUACAGCAUGCAUGACAACCGCUGGGAGGGAGAGAAGGAAGAGGAGGAGAAGGAAAAGGAGGAGAAGGAAAAGGAAAAGGAGGACAAGACGAAGAAAGAAGAGAAGAGUAAAAAGAAAGAUAAGGAAGAAGAGAAAUCUAAACCUCCCACAGUACAGAAGGUGGAGGAGAAGAAUGGAGGAGGAGAGGAUGAUGAUGAAUGGGAGGAUGCCAGUGACGAUGGGGAAUAUGAGGAGGUGAGCGACUCGGAGCAAGACUCCAAAGGCGACGAGAAGAAGGACAUCGGAAAGGAGAAGCAAGCAAAGAGCAAAGAGUCCUCCCCAAAAACUCCCAAACCUCGUUCUCGUCAAACAUCAGCAGGAAGCCCCAAAGAUCAGCGGACUCCCAGGCCAAAGGUCCACAUCCCGCCCCCAGCGGCCACUCAGGAGUCCCCCGAGGGAGGCAAACCCCUCAGCCCCUUCUCCCCGCUGGACGGCCACAAGCCUGUGUCAGACUGGGGGGAGGAGAUGGAGUUGCUGUCACCCAGGAGCAGCAUGGGAGGCGAGAGCCCGCCGAAACCCUCCAGCGUUGAUUCCAGCCCCCCACAGAAGGAGGAGGAGGAGGAGCAGCAGGAGGAAGAGAUCAAGAGCCAAGCUGCCAGCUCCAGUGAACCUGCCGAGUCACAGAGCGAGGAGCAUGCAGCCGUUGAUGUUUCGUCUCCUCCAGAAAAAGCUGAAAUCCAGGAGAUCCAGGUGAUGGUGUCAGAACCUGAUUCGGCUCCUAAAGACUCACCUACUGCACUGACAUCUGACCCCGCCCCCUCUGAGGUGAAGGUGGACGAGGAUACGCCUCCAGCCCCGUCAGAAGCAGACAAACCCGACUCCCCGCCCGCCCCCUCCGUCCUGGAAGCCGAACCGAGCUCGCCUGAACCUUCAGUAGAAAAAGAAGAUGACGCGCCGCCUGCCGAGAGCGACGCUGCUCCGACAGCAGAAACACAGCAGUCCUCAGAGCAGCCGUCCUCAGAGCAGCAGUCCUCAGAGCAGCCGUCCUCAGACUGAAGCUGCAGCACGUCUGAGGAUGGAUGGAUGGAGGAGGAGGAGGAGAUGGAUGCAUCACACUACUCAUCCGUGGCCACUGCAUAUCUAAAUUUGUUUUAAAAAACAGGAAAAAAAUGACUUCAUCCAUGAUGAGGAGGUGGAGGAGGAGGAAGUGUGCAUUGCCUCCACGGACCAACCUCUUCUUAGCGCUCUGAGCUGUGAUCAAACACCCCCUCCCUUUGCUUCACCUCCCCUCUUUCUGUAGUACUGAGACAUCAAAAGUAAAAUGUCCAUCAGUGUCUUGGUUUAAAAAUGGCGACUUCUCUCUACAGACUCGUUUUCUCUGCUCUGAGAGAACAUCUGUGUUCGUGUGUAUGAAAACGUCACUCUAACACUGCCCUGAGAGCCUCACAGAGGUCGUUUCUGCCUCAGAUUCUGCUGAAGUUACAGACAGUAACGUGGAUUACUUCGCUGCCUGGAUUACUUCACUGCAUCCUUUUUGUCCAGCAGGCUCUCAUCCCCAUUGAUCACCCCUUAACGAAGAAGGCAGCUGCUGAGCCCAGCCUGUAGAAGGUCGACGUGGUCUCUCCUUUCAGGAUCAGUAACCUGAAUUUCUCCACCGGAAAAAGACAAUCAUUAACCUCCAACUUCCCCAGUGAUUGAUUGAUUGGAUUCAUCUUAUUAGCUGAUCGUCUGCAGAAUGGGGCAAUCGCCGUCCUGUUCUAACAUAGUUACAGAAAACAAAAAAAUGGUGAUUGACACAGAUAUUGACCACGCUUAAACUGAUAUCCUGUAAGAGGAUCUCAAGCACAUUAAUCAAUGAAAAACAAAUCUGCCUUUUCCUCAAUUUUAUUUUCUUGAUGCUGUUGAAAUGAAAAGGCAGGAUUACAGCUGCCAGACCCAGUUAAUGUUGAGCUUUAAGCAGAGGUGACAGCUGUUUGCUAAGCUCGCUUCUUUCCGAUCAGUUUCCGUCUUUUCCAUCACGGCGACUCUAGCAUUUCCGAUCUGUCUUAAAACGUCACGCUGUAGUUUCACCGAUGACGCAGAUUUAAUUAAAUUUUAAUUGAUCGUGAUUCUAAUUCAGCUCAGAUUCAAACUCGGCUCUAUCAUUGAACUUUUCCAUCGGCUCAUUUUGUGUCGAACGAUAUCGAACAUAAUAAUAUCAUAUAAUGAAUUAUUGUUUGUAAUAGAUGGUGGCAGUAAAACGGCGCCCGAGGACAGCAACUGUUUAGAUGUCAGGCACACCGGCUCGAUCUGAAUGGUGACGGCUUUUUAACUCUCUACUGCACACGUCGUUACACCAUUUGGGCGAAAUGUUGGCGUUUUCCAUCCAUCCGUCCGUUUUCUGCCGCUUAUCCGGGUUCGGGUCACCGGGGCAGCAGUCUGAGUAGACUUCCCUCAUCCUGACCAUCUUCUCCAACUCAUCCAUGUUUACACAGUCAUUCCCAAGCCAGCCAGUAGAUUUUAUCACUAAAUAUGACUUUUAAUCAACACUUAAGCAAAGAUUUGUUGUUUGAACUGCACAGACUCGCUGUGCAACAACAUAAACGGUGUCUUUGAAUUAUUUGGGAAGUGCAGCAUGAAAUUCAGACACUUUUCAUAAAGAUUAAUUUAUUAUGUGGAUUCCUUUUUGAUCAAAUCUGAAAACACAAAAAUGUUGCUUCAGAAUUCUGUGAAAAUCACAUUUUUGUGACAUUUUUAUCCUAAAGCUGAAGUUUGCUUGUCCUCAGAGGCAGCAGCCAUCAGCGGUCUCUCUUCAGUCGUGUCACUAUGUUGAGCCUAACACAGUGCAUUUGAUCUGAUCUGAGUUACUAAGAGAUUCACAUAUUUGCAACACAGGAAUCCACCGACUGCAUAGUUGCGGUGUUGGUGCAGACGUAAAGCAGAGGGGUGUUUAAAAGGCACAGCAUCGAGCCGCCACGUCUUCAUCUGCAUAAAGCGGAAGUUCAGGGUUCUUUGUGCAAAUCAGGAGCGUUCGCUCCAACACGAGGUCUCUGGGAAGUCGUGGAAAAUUGUGAAAUUAACACCUGUGAGUCUGUAAUGAAGACCGAUUCAGCAGGCAUCGUUCUCCCUGGACUCAGUGCAGACGACUCGCUGAGUUGAUUUUGGUUUUAAACCAGGACUGUGGGAGAAAACCCACGCGAGAUGUCCAUCCCCGCAGGUCACACAUCCCUUUUCUCUUUAUCUUUCCAUUGAAAGGCCGCCGGUGAUAUUAAAUAUCAGGAGGUAAGGCGUGCAGUGGAGGGUUAAAGAAGAAACUCCCAACAAGUCCUCAAACCUCAGUUUCACCCAUUUCUGAACUCGUCAGCGUGCUGCAGCAUGUUUGACGUGUCCAGAUUAAAAUCAGUGAAACUGAGGUUUGUCCGCGUGUUCCCGACAUUUUCUUCCUUUUUUUGGUUUUUGGUCUUCAGGACUGGAACGCCACCACAAACAAACCCUUCCUGUAAAUGUUAAUCAGCUGCUGCUCACCUGCUUUACCUGAAAGAAUCAUGUGACCUACUCGGGUCUUCUCUUUAUUCAAAUCUAUCAAAAUCAAUUAUGUAGUCAGAAAAAAAGUCACUCCAAUUGAUGAUUUGAUUAUGUAAUUCUCUCUGAUAUUGCUUUACAUUUAGGCGACUACACUUUGCCCGGCCCUCUUAGGACUCGCUGCCUCCAUCGUAUGAAGUUUGUUUUGUUUUUUGGGAUUAAAUGCAAAUGUUUUAAACAGUCGUUUGUGAAUGAAACCGUCUCCUUUUUGUUCUGAUGGUUUAUUUUGGAGUGAAACCGCUCUCUCAUACCUCAGUGGGCCAAGGGCUUCAGUUUGUUUUCUCAGCUCGCAUCAGCCGGAGCGUUGAACCUGUGGCGUUUAAACACACGUGGAUGAGUGGGGAUGCUUUAAUGUUUUUUGUAUUCUGUAUCCGAGGAAUAAAAGUGAUGCCUCUGGGUUGAAAGAAAACUGCAGUAUGUACAGUUUUAUAAAAGGAAUUGAAGUUUUUGUUCCAGCAUUGAAUGUCUGUGCAAAAUGCAGCCUGUGAUCUCUGAAGUUUCCUCGUCUUCCUCUUUCCGGUUUGAGUAGGUCAUGGUUGUGUGCGUUAGUCCAGUCCCUUUAUCGGCUGUUCAGAUUCAGCUUGCUGCAUCCUAGCACGCAUGUUUAGGUGAAGCCACUUUGAGUGGUUCACCCGCUGAGCCCAGCAGGCAGCAGAUAUCUAAUCAAGUUUUACUGUCCAGCGUUCUCGGUCUUCGCCCACCUGCUGAUUCUCCUCCAGCAGCCUGUGCAGCAGGGGCGUCUCCGGGCAGGUUUUCUCCUUCUCCAGGACGACCAACAGGAAAUCAGAAUGAUCAGAGACGCUGUAGGGAACUAAUGGAGAGUAAGCUGCGUGUUCCUCGGCUCAGGAUCUGCUUUGUCAGAGGAGGUGAUUGCCUCUUCCAUCCAAAAUCUGAGUGUGACUCUGAGGGCAAGUUUCACCUCAUUUCUCUGACCCCAAGUUCAUCAAGUUUCUCUGCAAACACAAAUGUAGAAGGCAUACAAAGAGAUGUAGCUUCUGUUUUUUUUAAUGUUAUGAAAGACCUCGAUGAGAAAUGUCCACGUCAGAGAGGGAAGGAGCAUCUAGACGCUUGUACAGCUUUUAAAAAAAUGUGUUCAUUGAAAUGAAAAGCAAACUUUUGCUUUGUUUGUGUUUUAUGCAUUCGGCCAAUAAAUGUUUUCUCUCUCUC
Pelmatolapia mariae (spotted tilapia) is the source of this 6079-nucleotide messenger RNA. It is a transcript of the gene ccdc9, whose product is annotated as coiled-coil domain containing 9. Bases 161 to 2407 code for a protein of 748 amino acids. The transcript has 17 exons. The record is from RefSeq and is a predicted model, not a curated record. Lineage: Eukaryota; Metazoa; Chordata; Actinopteri; Cichliformes; Cichlidae.